Acanthopagrus latus (yellowfin seabream) is the source of this 2712-nucleotide messenger RNA. RefSeq names its product chromosome 1 C6orf120 homolog (gene c1h6orf120). The transcript has 2 exons. Lineage: Eukaryota; Metazoa; Chordata; Actinopteri; Spariformes; Sparidae. The coding region runs from base 216 to 782 and encodes 188 amino acids. The record is from RefSeq and is a predicted model, not a curated record.
AGUACAUGUUUCACAGGCGAUUCGUGACUUCAUCGUCCAGUUUUAUGUUUUGUUCCGCCGCCUCCGUUUGUUUGGAAACUUCAGCGUUUUUUUUAGUUUUUUUUUUAGCGCGAACUGAACAAGCUAGCAGCGACGUUAGCUGCGUGAUGGCUAACUGAAGUGUGUUAGGAAGCUAAGCUAGUUAAGCUGUCUGGUGUCGUCCAGGCGGUGACUGAAUGACAGAUGCCUUCAUCAUGAUGCUGAGCUGCAGCGCUGUGGUCGUGGCCCUCCUGCUGUCCCAGGUCAGAGGCUUCCUGGGACCCUCAGAGGACGACAACGUCCCCGAAGAGUGGGUGCUGCUUCAUGUGGUUCAGGGCCACAUCGGGGCCGGAAACUACAGCUACCUGCGCCUCAACCACGAUGGACGAAUCAUCCUUCAUAUGCAAAGCCUCAAGGGGGACGCGGACCUCUACGUGUCGGACAAAACGCUGCGACCGAGCUUCGACACCUACAAGCUGCAGUCUGUCACCUGUGGGCAGGAUGUGGUGGUGGUGCCGGGGGACUUUGCGAGGCCCGUGGGCAUCGGCAUUUAUGGCCACCCGUCUCACAAGGAGAGCGAGUUUGAAAUGCGGGUGUUUUACGAUCAGACGGUUCCUCAGGACCCGUUUGAUAAGGGCUCAGAAGACGGACUCAAACAAAAGAAAUCCCCUCAGGCAGAAGAGGAAGACUUUCAGGAAGAGGAGUCGAUCUUUUGGACAAUUCUAAUCGGACUUUUGAAGAUUAUACUUGAGAUUUUGUUUUGAAAAUGGUUUCCUGCUUUGCUGCUGUGACAGAAGAAGGAGAUUCAGCUUUUUUUGGCUCAGUCAGCGUUUAUACAUCGAGAUUUUUUGUUUCUUUCAUUCUGUAAGGAUGAUCAAAUGUCGAGCGAAAUUCCACUGAGAAUUCUAGCAUUUUUAAACAAUUUCUUUCCUUUUGAUCAAACAUAUGCAGUUGAUAAAAACAGUACAAAUCAGUUUUAAAACUUGAGUUGAUGAAUUUUACAGAUAAAGGCAGAAAAUGUUUAACAAAGUCUUUAUGUUUGCUGAUCAUAAAAUGAACGUUAGCCUGUAAGAUCAAGCAGGUUUUCCUCAUAGAAAGACCGAACAAAGCGCCUGAAGGUGACGUACAGACACGUUCAGUCAAAUCCCAACUCUGAGCCUUUUGUGAUUUUCUAUAUUGAACUGCAGUUCAGCCAAAGGGGCACGAGGGUAAUCAGCCCGGAGUGUUAGAAGGUAGGUUUGGGUCUUUUAUAGUUCAUCUUAAUACAACACUCAUGUGGCUGAGAUGCGCCUUGUUAGUCACAUGUUAGGACACGUGACUGCGCCGCUAGCAGGACUUGAUUUGUAAACGAGUCACGUGAGUUUUGUUUUAAGAUGGACUCGAUCAUAAAACCUUCAGGUCAGAUUUAGUGUCAGAGACACCCGUCACCUCAGCCUGUGAUGAAUGAAACCGCUUGUCUUAACGCAGCAUAUCAUCACCACACAGGAUGUGUGUGGGUUUAAAUAUCACAGAAACUUAGCAAUACACAGUUUGUCAGCCAUUUUGGGAUGUACACGAGGUUCCUCCCAGGGAUGCACCGAUUGUAAAGUUCUUUGUAUAUUCUGCUGUUUGUUCGUUUGUAUGUUUGUUUAGUUCUUGUUGUUAUUAGUUUCCCACUACAGUCAGUGUGUUAGAUUUGACCACAGUUAUAGUUUAAAGCAUUAAAAAUUAAAAAGAACGAACAUCAUCAACAGAAGGUAAAGAAACAACAGUGUUGACAUCAUGUCAAACAUGUCUCUGUACUGUAAUAUAGAGACAUCUACUGCAGUUAGCAUGCUAACCAGCUAGCAGCAGCUCAUUGUGUCCCGUAAUACCACUUACUACCUUAAAGGUGCAAAUAUUAAGAAUUGAUCACUUGACAAAUUAAUAUUAAACCAAGUAGGGGGCAGCAUAUCACUGGUGUGACUAACUGCUGCUAGCUGUAGCUGCUGUUAGCUUGUUAGCUGUGCAGCUAGCAGUCCGGACCGGUAACGAGGUUGGCGUCUACACAGCUAGCGAGGCAGCUGGUGUGAUGAUGGUGAUGAAGUCAAAACUGUUAUUUCUUCACAUUCUGUUGAUUUUGGGUUUUUUUUUAAAUCUUAGAGGUUAAAGUCUGAUAGCUAUGAGAUGUAAAAGUGGUGAUUUCUCAGCGUGGUCUAAUAAUUAAACAAAACAGAGAAAUAUCAAGAAAGGAAAUAUUUUGACACCUGUAUUCCUUACAGAUGAAUCGGUGCAUCCCUGUUCCACAGGUUAGAUUUAUUUCUGGAAAAAGAGGCCUGAAGCUGUUUCAAAACUGGGAGGAUGAAGAGACUUUGUCAUGCUAAACGAGCCAAAAGCAGAUAAUUUAGUAGGUAAAGAUGCUGCUGAAGACGCUGUUGUGAUUCUGAUUAUGUCCUUGAUUUAGUGUCCAGACGGGACUGAGCAGCAACGUGUCACCUGGUUUGAUCACUCACUUUGUACUUUUGCCUGUUGGACAAGCUCCUGAUUUAAAACAUCACCUCCUGCGUUGGAGUUCAGUUACGAGUAACCUUGCGACCACUGAGCAGAAAUGUUCAACAGUGCCUUCAGAUCUGUCUCCUGCAGGGUGACCGGCCGAGCAGUUUUCCUUUUUGUCCAGAGACGAUUCAGUCAGGUUUCUAAAUAAAGCAGCUGUUUGUGCAGACUGUUCAAAUCUUC